Messenger RNA from Hemiscyllium ocellatum (epaulette shark), 6857 nucleotides. RefSeq lists its product as uncharacterized. Lineage: Eukaryota; Metazoa; Chordata; Chondrichthyes; Orectolobiformes; Hemiscylliidae. The coding region runs from base 119 to 4396 and encodes 1425 amino acids. The transcript has 16 exons. The record is from RefSeq and is a predicted model, not a curated record. Gene Ontology annotation, molecular function: zinc ion binding; protein binding.
UUGAGUUUACUGAGUCCAGGAAGGCGCCUUGUCGGGGAUAAUCCUUCUGAGGAAACCGGAAGAAAGGCAUCAGUCUCCAAUUGCCUCCAAAAGGCGUGGACGGUCCGGGAGCAAGGGAAUGGCUGCCAAUUUGGAGGUAGAUUUGUCCUGCCCGGUUUGCCUGGAGGUCUACCGAGAGCCGGUGCUGCUGAGGUGCGGCCACAACUUCUGUAAAGGCUGCAUCGAGAGGUGCACCCGGGAGAGUGAGGGGUCUCUGGUCUGUCCCCUCUGCCGAGCGGAGUUCGACCGGGACUCGUUCUACUGCAACCGGCAACUGGCCAACGUGAUAGCCGGAGUGCUGGACCUGCGGGGCAGCAGCGGGGAGGGGCAGGAGGGCAGCCCGCAGUGCCAGGAACACGGCAGAGCCCUGGAGCUCUUCUGCCGGGACGACGGGCGGCUGGUCUGCCUGGUCUGUGCACUCUCCCAGGGCCACAAGGGCCACGACUGCGUGCUGAAAGACCAGGCGUACAAGGAGUGCAAGGAUACACUGGAAUGUGAAAUUGCAUCACUGGAAGAGAUGAUUAAUAACAAUACCACAAUGCAAACGUCACAGGGGCAAGACAUCACAGAACUAUUGGACAUGACAGAAAGGCUAAGAGACGAUAUUGCAGUGAAAUUUGAAACCUUGCAUGAGUUUCUGAAUAUGAAGGAACGUGCAAUCACACAGAACCUCACAGAAAAAGAAGAAUGUAUUCUGAAACAGCUGGAGGGCAAUGUCUUGAUACUUUCAAGAGAGCGUGACAACGUGGAAGCAAUAAUACAAGAUAUGUCAGCCAUGGUAAAUUCAGAAGACAGCAACCAGUUACUGAAGGAAUUUGCCAGUCUUAAGGAAAGGUCUGAAUCAAUUUACAGUUCGGUACUGAACAGACCAGACAUCAAAUUGGAUGAAUUUUAUGGUCCUCUACUCUAUGGAGUGUGGAAACAGAUGAAGAACGUCAUUAAAAUAGUUCCGAGUCCACUUCGGUUUGACCCCAAGACAGCCAAUCCCCGCCUUCGCAUAUCAAAUCUUGGACGUAAACUGAUUUACUGCGAGAUACAAUCAGAGCCGCCAGAAACUCCUGAGAGAUUUACGAACCACCUGAGUGUUAUUGCUUCGACCGGUUUAUCCUCCGGAACUCAUUACUGGGAGGUGAAUGUCAGCGAUGGCUCUGACUGGUUUCUCGGAGUGGCCGCAGCAUCCGUCAACAGGAAGGUGUGCGUUGGAACCAAGCCCGAGAACGGCUAUUGGACCAUCGCCCGUGGAUGUGGGGUAAAUUACUUUGCUUACGGCAAAGAAAGAGUGAUCAUCAAUCCUGACGUUAAUCUAGAAACGGUCGGCGUUCACCUUGAUUACGAGAGGGGGAAGCUAUCGUUCUAUGACGCCGAGGACAUGUCCCAUAUCUAUACGUUCAGUGACACGUUCACAGAGGAACUUUACCCCUAUUUUAGCAUCAAUUGUAAUGAGCAAUCUGUAGCGCCAACGUUAGAACUGUUUCAUCUGGAGCUUGUGGACCCGAGUGGGGCCAGCAGUGUGGACUCCAGUGGGGCCAGCAGUGUGGACACGGGUGGGCCCAGCAGUGUGGACGCGAGUGUGGACCCGAAUGGGCCCAGCAGUGUGGACUCAAGUGGGCCCAGCGGUGUGGACCCGUGUGGGCCCAGCAGUGUGGACACGAGUGGGCCCAGCAGUGUGGACCCGAAUAGGCCCACCAGUGUGGACACGAGUGGGACCAGCAUUGUGGACUCCAGUGGGGCCAGCGGUGUGGACUCGAGUGUGGACCCGAAUGGGCACAGUAGUGUGGACACGAGUGUGGACCCGAAUGGGCACAGCAGUGUGGACACGAGUGGGGCCAGCAGUGUGGACGCAAGUGUGGACCCGAAUGGGCACAGCAGUGUGGACGCGAGUGUGGACCCGAAUGGGCACAGCAGUGUGGACACGGGUGGCAGUGUGGACGCGAGUGUGGACCCGAAUGGGCACAGCAGUGUGGACUCCAGUGGGGCCAGCAGUGUGGACACGAGUGGGGCCAGCAGUGUGGACACGGGUGGGGCCAGCAGUGUGGACGCGAGUGUGGACCCGAAUGGGCCCAGCAGUGUGGACGCAAGUGUGGACCCGAAUGGGCCCAGCAGUGUGGACACGAGUGGGGCCAGCAGUGUGGACACGGGUGGGGCCAGCAGUGUGGACACGGGUGGGGCCAGCAGUGUGGACGCGAGUGUGGACCCGAAUGGGCCCAGCAGUGUGGACGCAAGUGUGGACACGAGUGGGCCCAGCAGUGUGGACGCAAGUGUGGACCUGAAUGGGCCCAGCAGUGUGGACGCGAGUGUGGACCCGAAUAGGCCCAGCAGUGUGGACACGAGUGGGACCAGCAUUGUGGACUCCAGUGGGGCCAGCAGUGUCGACACGAGUGGGGCCAGCAGUGUGGACGUGAGUGGGGCCAGCAGUGUGGACACGGGUGGGCCCAGCAGUGUGGACGCGAGUGUGGACCCGAAUGGGCCCAGCAGUGUGGAUGCGAGUGUGGACCCGAAUGGGCCCAGCAGUGUGGACACGAGUGUGAACCCGAGUGGGGCCAGCAGUGUGGACUCAAGUGGGCCCAGCAGUGUGGACACGAGUGGGGCCAGCAGUGUGGACCCGAGAGCCGAGUCCCUGACACUGCCCUCCAUCGCCCAGGGCAGCCGCCAGAGAGCGGACAGUGCCCACGAUGUUGGCCAUCCGUCUGUCCGGUCUGAGUGCCCUCCCCGGCAGCCGGCGUCGGCAUUCAGGGCAGGAAGGGUGCCCGACCUUCCAGAAGACCACAAUGCAGCCCCUGCAGAAAACGUGCCCACAAUCCAGGGAGACCGGCUCUUCAAAAUAUUCCAGGCAGAUGGAGCAGGAAACGUCUUUUCUCAAGUCUUCCAGAGGCGGGUUCCUCACACACACCCCCCCCCCCACCCUCACUCCAACCCCGCAGUGACUUCCUGGUCUGCUGUGAAACUGAAAGUUGCGAUGGCGUCCUCACAAGUGCUGGAGAGUAUGAGGGGCGAGGCGGUCUGCUCGAUCUGCCUGGACUUCUACCAGGACCCGGUGACCAUCGACUGCGGCCACAACUUCUGCCGGGAGUGCAUCCAGGGCUACUGGGCGCCGGUGCGGGGCAAGGUGGCGUGCCCGGAGUGCCGCAGCCAGUUCGCCCAGAGGAACCUCCGGCCCAACUACUUCGUCUCCAACAUGGUGGAGGGGGUGAGGAUGCUGAGCCUGGGCCACGGGGAGCCGGCCUCCCGGUGCCCCGAGCACGACGAGAGCCUCAAGAUGUUCUGCCGGGCGGAGCAGCGGCCGAUCUGCGUGGUGUGCUCGGUCUCCCGGGAACACCAGGGCCACCCCGUCUGCCCCAUCGCCGAGGCGGCGGAACUCUACAAGGGCAUGCUGCAGAAAAAACUGGAUUCGCUGCAGAAGCAGCUGGCAGAGAUCAGCACGAGCCAGAAGGCGGAAGAGGCUAAUAUAAACACCGUGAAGCAGCAGGCUGGCAAUCUGCAGAACAACAUUGCGGCGAAGUUUGACCAGCUGCACCAGUUACUGCACCAGCAGGAGCAGAGCCUUCGGACAAAGCUGCAGCAAAAGGAGGCGGACACCCUGCAGAAGCUGGAACAGAACCUGGACAAGAUCUCCGAACAGCGGCUCGCUGUCGAACGGACGGUGGAAGAAAUACAGAAGAGGCUGACUCUGCAGGAGGCUGACUUCCUGAAGGAUGUCAUUGAUGUUCUCGACAGGCCUGCCAUGCUGUCUGAGAAGCCUACGAAAGUGCCAGCUGAUCUCGGCUUUGGUGAAUUUUCAGGCCCCCUGCAGUACAUGGCUUGGAAGCAGAUUGUGAAGCUGAUUAAUCCAGUUCCAGCCGCUCUGCAUCUGGACCCGAGCACAGCGCACCCCCGGCUGGUGGUGUCAGACGGCAAGACCAGCGUGAUGUUCGGCGACAGCAAGCAGCAGGUCCCUGACCAGCCCACGAGGUUCACGAACUGGCACAUCGUGCUGGCGCGUGAGGGUUUCAAAUCGGGCCAGCACUACUGGGAGGUGGAGGUGGGCAACAACAGCACCUGGGCGGUGGGGCUGGCGAGAGGGUCCGUGCCACGCAAGAAGGAUUUCUCGCCGGAGCCGAGUGCCGGUGUCUGGGCCUUGUGGCGGCUGAAGGACGAGUACACCACCCUGGCCAUGCCUCGGACCGCCCUUCCCGUCCGCCCUGGCCUUCGGACCCUGGGAGUCUACCUCGACUAUGAAGCGGGUCAGGUGUCACUGUACGACGCGGUCAACCUGUCUCAUCUCUGCACCUUCACCGAUAAAUUCACUGAGAAAGUCCACCCCUUAUUCCUAACAGGCUGUGCCCUUGACCCGUUGAAACUCGUCCGCUUUCAGAUAUAAAACGCAAGAUCUCGGUGUGAGACAAGGCCAUUCAGCCCAUUGAGUCUCUGCCAUCCAUUGCUGAUCUCAUCAUCCUCAACUCCAUUUCACUGCCUCGUCCCCAUUCCAUCACUGAUUAAAACUCUCGCUAACUCAGCGUUGAAUAGACAUCAUCAUCGGGUCUCCUCAAUUUCAGCUAUCUGAAGUCUCGUUAACUGUUCCAUUUCAAAGAAUAUUUCAUUAAUGGCAAAGCAGGGACCGUAUUCGUGAGAAUUGCUAAUUUUUCAUUCACAGGAAUAAAAAUGUACUCCAUUAUUCCUUCAGAUAUUUUGAGCUAAACCUCUAGAGGUCCAUCCCAAAGUCUCACUCACCUUUCUGCCACCUACCCCACCUUCAAAAUGCUCCUGAAAAGCCACAGGGUUUGGUUAAGGAACCAUUAAUGGAUCUUGACCUUCUCUGUCAAUCUGAACAGUAAGUGAUUACCACGUUUCAGAAAUCAGUGAUUGUCAUCGGAAUGGAACUGUUCAUCUUCCUGAAAUUAUCGCACAUCAUUUUUGAAGUGGUGUGGUGAACUGAAGAGUUGUGAUGCAUUUAAUAUUUCUGGCCUUGGCAACCAUAAAUAUAGUUAUAAUUAUCAAGAUCAUAAGGAGUCCAGACAUGAUUUUAAUCAAUGCCCUGUACACAACCUUCAACAUUCACUCCCUUCACCAAUGACGUUCAGUGGCAGCAGUGUGUACCAUCUACAAGAUGCACUACAGAAAUUCAACUAAGAUCCUUAGACAGCACCUUGUAAACCACGACCACAGGACAAGGGCAGCUGCUAUAUGGGAACACUGUUGCCUGCAAGUUCCCCUCCAAGCCCGUUACCAUCCUGACAUGGAAAUAUAUCGCAGUUCCUCCAAAGCCACUGGUCAAAAUCUUGGAAUUCCCUCCCCAAGGACAUGGGCUUCAUCAGUUCAAGAAGGCAGCUCGCCACUGCUUUUUCAAGGGCAACUGGGAAAGACUGGCCCAGCCAGUGACACUCACAGCCUAAGAACAAAAGACAUAAGGUAAAUAAAGCAACUUUCAUGUCCUUUGAUAUCUAAUGGACAAAGAAAUGUGAGAUGGUGGAACAUUUAGUUAAUGCUGUUUUAUCCUUUGACUUUCAUCUCACUGGACGACACACUGAUUCAAAUGUUGUGACUCUGGUGGAGGAGUGGAUCGAUAACCAACUCCCUGACGGAUGAUUUGCAAAUGAGCUUUCAGGUUUGAAUGGGAAAUGGUGAGGAACCAGUGUUACAACUUUAUCAGGCUUCACAAGUAGUUCGAGAGGGAAAGAGAGAGCUGUUGUUUUGCUUUAGUGAUUUUCUCUUAUUGACUCAGCGAGCUGCUUCCUGCUGUCGGUUUAUUUAACAACUCACAGCUCGGAUCGAUAGGAACAUGCAGAAACUUCAAGACAGAGACUGUUGCUAGGCAGUGAACAGCUCAUCCAUGACUUCCGCAUAUCUGCUUGUCCUGCAAUCAAACAAUAAAAUCCAUCUCUUAGUGCUUCUUAAAAGUUUUCCUUAGAUUCUUUGUCUGAAAAUUGCUCGCUUUCCAAGUGAACAGCAGAUAUUCUACGCUUGUAUAUUCACCCCUUGUUUUCAAGAAAUGACAUGAUAAAAUGUCUUCUCCAAAGAAAUAUUCCAUGUUCCUGUUUGUCAUAGCCCAUUACCAUAUAUGUAUCCUCAACAGUAACAUUGCCAGAAUAUUUACAUAACAAUCAAAAUAUUUGUUAAUAUUUUGAAUGAAUGGAAUUUGUGAACAGUCGGAUGAUGAUGGGACAAAAUACAAGGAGAAACACACUGAAGUAAUUGGACUGCUCCAUCCUUGGGCAGUGAUAUCAGUAUUCUGGUGGAAUCAGGUUAAAACUGACCAGGUUCCUGUGCUGAUUAAGGAAAACAAAAAUUUUGUUUUAAUUCUUAAUAUUUAAAUUAUAAUCACAAGGAAGUAGCUGUGAACAACAACGUGGCUCUGUUCAUUAAAACAAUGUUCCUUUUUCUAACCUCUACAUACACAUAAGGAUGCCCAUGUGCAAGCACACGCACAUGCGCGCGCGCACACACAGUCAAAAAAAAACACAGUUGUUGUGUGGAUGGAGCAAAAUAAACUGAGGAACACAAUUCAAUCGCACCAGUCCACAAAUGUAAUGUCUAAUUGGGUUUGUAUUACUCAAAUACAUCAAUACUUAUUCAUGCUAAGUGUUGGGACAAAUCUGGUUACCUUUUCUGUCCCUGUUUCUUACAAAAUACUUGAGAUUUGAUGGACAAUUAAUUAAUCUGUUAAUAUUGACAGGUCACAUUUAUCAGUACAUGCAAUUCAACUUGAAAUGUUUUGUUUGGGUUUUUUCGUUCGUUCAAUUCAUUUGCUUCUGUAAUUGUUUUUCUUACUUGACAAUUCCAGGUUACUAAUUUAGUUAUCAAUUUAAAAUAUGUAUUUCAAUGUAUACAUUUCAACAUCUUUG